Molecule: messenger RNA, 1890 nt
Organism: Brassica napus (rape)
Lineage: Eukaryota; Viridiplantae; Streptophyta; Magnoliopsida; Brassicales; Brassicaceae
Product: salicylate/benzoate carboxyl methyltransferase-like
Exons: 4
Coding region: 648-1802 (384 amino acids)
Biological process (GO): methylation
Molecular function (GO): S-adenosylmethionine-dependent methyltransferase activity
Source: RefSeq, a predicted model, not a curated record
AAUUUCAUAAUAUAUUCACUAUUCAUCUGAACGUUCAUGUAUAUAUAUUACAAUACUCUAAAUAUAAUAAUAAAUCAAACCGGAUUACAUAUUGGGUCAUCUAUCAGUUCAACCGAUAACCAGAUCUCGGGUUUUAGCGGUUGUUACGAGUUUUAUAGAGUUUUUAAAUAACAGUUUUUUUUAAAAACUAAAAUUGAUUACAUAUGAACCACCAAAUUUGGCAAUUUAACUGCGGGUCGGGUCGGGUUUCAAAACAUUGAAUAUAAUAUUUCAUUUGUAAUAUUUAAAUGUAGAUACAAUUAAAAUACAAAUGUUUCAAAUAUAAUUCCGCGCUUUGAAAGCGCGGGUCAAAAUCUAGUUCAUCAUUACAACACCUAGCAAACUUAUUUACUUUGACUUAAUUGUUUCAAAUAUACAUAUAUACAAUUAUACAAAUAUUAUGUAUGUAUAUAUAUAUAUAUAUAUAUAUAUGCUGGUUAAUGUUUUGGACCGUUAUUCAUAACCCCUUACCUCUCUUAACAUUUUGUUCGUCAUUUACCAACUAAACUACAAUUCUUUUGUGAAACUAUCGGCCGAAACUUUUACUUAUUCUAAAAAAGGCCGGAAGCACAUGCCUCCACGGCUUCCUCUCGAAGUCGCUACUGUAUAUGUCCAUGUCCAUUACUAUUCUAUGUAUAUCGGGAUGCAGGUAUAUUGAUGAAAAGAGUGGCGAUGAAUAUGCAGUUGUGAAAGCUUUACAUAUGAGUGGUGGAGAUGGAGCCAACAGUUACUCCGCCAAUUCUCUUUUUCAGAGAAGAGUUUUAUCAAUGGCCAAACCAGUCUUGGUAAAAAACACCGAAGAAAUGAUGAUGAAUUUAAACUUUCCUAACUAUAUCAAAGUUGCUGAAUUGGGUUGUUCUUCGGGGCAAAACACCUUUUUUGCUAUCUCUGAGAUCGUCAACACCAUCAAUGUGUUGUGCCAAAAAUUGAACCAAAACCCUCCAGAAAUCGAUUGUUGUCUCAAUGAUCUUCCGGAAAACGAUUUCAACACAACGUUCAAGUUGGUACCCUUCUUCAAAAAGGAGCUCAUGAUGACUAACCAAGGAUCGUGUUUCGUCAAUGGAACACCAGGUUCCUUCUACUCUAGGCUCUUCUCUCGCAAUAGCCUCCAUUUUGUACAUUCAUCUUACUCUCUCCAUUGGCUCUCUAAGGUUCCAGAAAAACUCGAGAAUGAUACGGAAAAUGUGUACAUAUCAAACUCAAGUCCUCAAAGUACUUACAAAGCUUACUUGAAUCAGUUCCAACGAGAUUUCACAAUGUUUCUAACGUUACGUUCUGAGGAAAUGGUCUCUAACGGACGAAUGGUUCUUACCUUCAACGGUAGAAACACUCUUAACAGUGAUCCAUUGUAUAGAGAUUGUUGUCACUUUUGGACACUGCUAUCAAACUCUCUCUGUGACCUGGUCUUCGAGGGCCUAGUGAGUGAAUCAAAACUGGGUGCAUUCAACGUGCCGUUUUAUGAUCCGAAUGAACAAGAACUCAAGGAAGUGAUACAAAACCAAGGCUCUUUCGAAAUCAAUGACUUAGAGACACAUGGAUUCGAUCGUGCCCAUAGUAAACGCGACAACGGAGAAGAUAACUAUGACGCAAGAUACAAUAGAGCCAAAUCUGUAAGAGCCAUUGCUGAACCAAUGCUCAUUGCUCAUUUUGGAGAAGAUAUUAUCGAUACCUUGUUUGAUAAAUAUGCUCGCCAUGUGACACAACACGCGAACUGCAGAAACAGAACGAGUGUCACUCUUGUCCUCGCGUUGACUAAGAAAUAAUCAGCAUUGGCUUGAAUAUAAUUGCUUGUAUAUUUACUUAUUAUUUAACGUUCCGUUAAUAAAUUCUAAGACAUGCCCAUGCCCCUCA